This is a messenger RNA of Schistosoma bovis, 3889 nucleotides long. NCBI's taxonomy places the organism in Eukaryota, Metazoa, Platyhelminthes, Trematoda, Strigeidida, Schistosomatidae. The record is from the annotation of a GenBank genome assembly.
AGAUUUUCGAAUUCUCAAGGUUGUCGUGUUACAGUGAUGGGUUGGGAUUCUCUUAAUCUCCCAGAUUAUAUUGUGAAGGCAAUCAGUGAUUGUGGCUUAGAACAUCCUACACCUAUACAAACUGCAGCCAUACCUCCUGCACUCCACAGUUUCUCCGAUGUUCUUGGAUCAGCACCAACAGGAAGUGGGAAGACUUUGGCGUUCGGAAUUCCUCUAGUAUCAAGGGUAUUCUCCCUCAAAAAUCUUGAAAACCAGACUUGUGAGGAAGAGUCCAAAAUUAAUGGCUUGAUUGAUCGACAAAAAUGCGAAGUGGCAUCUUGCGUCAAACCUUGUGGGAAAAGGAAGAAAAAAAAGAAGGAAACUGACAUUUAUUCAGGUUUAAAUGUCAUAGAAGAGUUAGAUGUAAACACUGGAGAAAUUCGCGCAGUCCAUUCCCUUGGCGAUCCUGUUACAGCAGAUCCUGAAACACUUCCAAUUACCAAAUCUGUUUGUUUUGAACCGAAUUCAAAAAGGAAUCGUGUUUAUGGGCUUGUUCUAGUUCCCACCAGGGAAUUAGCUAUUCAAGUAUGAAAGAGUUUUAUUCUAAAGAAAGUUUCCUUUCUAGUCAUUUUUGACGAUUUGCAAACUUGACUUUGUUCACAUGUAAUAUCCCCCUUAUACUCAUAUCUGGAUUGUUUUACAAUUUUGUUUCCAAUUUUCUAUAUAUCUAUUCUAAUAAUGCACUUCACAUUGAAAAAUAUUCUCAUAAGGUCGUUAUUUAUAUAAACCAGAUUUUGUAUUAAGAUGUUCAUGUAGAGUUGCUUUUUAUAUCUAGAGUCACCAAUCACUUUAACUUGCAGUUAAAUUAGGUGUUAAAUCAAGACUAAUAAACCGUUAUCUUUCGGUCAGUCAUUGAACAACGUAUGAUCUGGUACAAAUAUGUAACAGUCCUAGUUGUAACCCUUCAUAUCAACACAGCAAGAAGAAACUAACAAAACAAAAAGCGAAACGUUCAGAAGAUGUAGCUAUGAAUUAGUUCUGCAUCUUUACUUGGCCAAUUCAAUAGUAACCAACAUAGCACGAAUUAACAAUGGGUGAAGAUGUGUGAUACCUAAUUACUCUAUUUAAUGAAGGCUAGUACGCGCAUCAACCAUCCUUAUCUAACAAAACGAACCGAAAACCAGUAUUAGUCACUUCUUCAUUUCACUAUACUCAAGAGCGCUAUCUGAAAGACAUUUACCAUUAGUUGCUGGCAACUUGCAGACGUUCUUGACCUUCACAGUCCACGUUUUGUAAAUCAUACUGAUGUAAACUUGCCCUCUUCCUCGAUAUUAUAUCUCGUCUGUAAUAAAAGUGGUGCAAAUAAGCAAAACUCGAGUUAAUCCUUUGCAUUCUUAUCAUGAUCAUCAUCAUCAACGGCUCGUUACAAAUUCUUACUCGACCAAUACUCUUCGAUCAACAAGUCUUUAAUACGUUAGCGUACACCUUUGACAUGCUUUUCACUGAUAUAUAGUGCCAUAAAAUCUCAAUUGUCGGAUCCACCUCUAACCUUUGGGCUAGAAAAUACUACUGUCGGGCCGUGAGAGAUAUGUUUGUGCUUUAAAACCUGUAAAAGGGUAAAUAUGUGGUUUGCAUAUCCACAGUUAGGUUUGAAACCUGCCUAUUUCUGGGAUCACAGUUCUUGAGCUCCAUUUGAACGUCAGAUAAUUAUGAAAGCCAGUUUCUCACACUAUAUUAACCAAAUUCAUAUGAUAUUCCCAUUCGUUCUUAUAAAAUGGAAUAGUUAGUAAUCACAACCCACAUAAUACAGUUAUCUUAACGUCCAAACCAUAGAUAGUGUUAAAGUCUAACUGGCGCUCCUAAACCAACAUCACUAAAAAUCGUUGUUCAUCUCCUACAAAAUCUUGGUGAGUGUUGCCCAACUGAGGGAUUGUUGGAAACCAGUUGAAGUAUUCCUCAACGUCUUCGUAUCAUCACAAUUACCUCUUUUAUCUUCAUCCGCGAUAGUUCUACUGACAACAGAUUUUUCAAUCUGUAAUCUCUAUCAAGUCUAAACAUGUGUUUAUUUUGGUCCUUUGCCACUAUUUUACCCAUAGCUCUUAUUUCCUUUCCUGCUUUAUGUUUAGACUUUGCUAGUACGUUUAAGUCAAUGUUUUCAUUAGUGGUCAUUUUUUUCCUCGAGUAAAUCUAGGUUACACAACAUAUUCGUGCUUUAAUGCGAUAUGUCGAUUGUAUUCGUAUUGAAAGUAUCGUUGGUGGAAUAUCAGUUGAUAAACAGCUUCGACUUCUUCGACGUUGUCCGGAUAUACUUGUUGCUACUCCUGGAAGACUAUGGCAUUUUAUUCAACAAGGUGAUCCUCAUGUUCUGACAUUACAUAAUGUUAAUGUAGUUGUAGUUGAUGAAGCUGAUCGAAUGAUUGAAGCGAAUCAUUUUGAUGAUUUACGUUCAAUUUUCAAUUGGUUACAUUCAUCAUCAAAUUCUAAUAAUGAAGGCGAACAAGAAGAUCAAGAAACUACAACAAAGAUUCAAACACAUUUGAAGAAAACAUUAAAUCUUAAGAGAAAGCAUAAAUCAGUUGAAAUAUCAGAUAAUUCUACGGAUAUGAUGAAAGUACAACGACAAACAUUAAUUUUUUCAGCUACUCUUACAUUUGUACAUAGUGGUGCAUUAAAACCAGGUACUGGAUCUAAAAAUCACAAACUUUUACCAAACAAUAAAAAUACUAUGACUAAGAAAAUAAAACUUGCGGUACUACGUGAAAUGUUCGGUUUGAAAAAAUCUGCUAAAGUAAUCGAUUUAUCAUCAAACCAUUCCACUAAUCAAUCAGCUUCAAAUACCGGCUUAGUCUGUCAAUCAACUUGCCCUGAUAGCCUUUCUGAAUGUCGGUUGUUAUGUCCAGACCAGGCAAGCAAAGAUAUUCGACUGUUUUGGUUCAUUGCAUUUGGCCGUCAUCUUGGAUCUUCAGAGUAUCCCAAUCGACGGUGCUUAAUUUUUCUAAAUAGCAAAUCUGGCGUACGUCGAUUAGCUGGAGUAUUACGUCAGUUGCUCAGUUCAGAUGCUUUUUUGGUAUCUGGAUAUCCAUCACUACAGUAUGUAAAUGUCUUACAUGCUGAUAUGAUUCAGAAGCAAAGACUACGCGCACUUGAACGGUUCCAAGCGGAUCCAAAUGGAAUUUUACUCGCUAGUGAUGUAGCUGCUCGUGGUUUAGAUUUAGCAUCAAGUGAUAGUAUAGUUGAAAAAAAUGGAGUAUCAUGGGUUAUACAUUUUGACGUACCUCGUACAGCUGAAUUAUAUAUACAUAGAUCAGGGCGUACUGCCAGAGCUAAUCGUCAAGGAACUAGUUUAUUAUUUAUUUCACCAAAUGAAAUUAUGUUUUGGCGUCGAAUCGCUGUCAGUCUUCAAAGAACUAAUCUGGAACUUGAUGAUUUUAUUAUUCAACCAACAACUAUUCAAUUGAAUAUCAGUGAACAAAUUGUUAAAUUAGCUAAACAAAUUGAUAUACAAGAGCAUAGAAAUUCUCGACAACUAGCAAAUGAUAAUUGGUUUACUAAAGCAGCAAAAGAUGCCAACAUUCUAUUAGAUGAUGAUGAUAAUAAUAAUAAUAAAGUAGGUGAUGAUGAGGAUAAUAGUGGAAAAAGGAACUCAUCUAAGAAAAAACUUGACAGUACAAAAUUACUGAAGUCAGAGUUACGUCAGUUAAUCAAUGUUUCACGUGGAAAAUUACUGAAAUUGACUAGCGGACAAAUGAAAUGUUAUCAACAACCUAUACAAACACUUUCAAAGACCAAAUUACUUAAACAGUUUGGUACAAUAUGAGCACAUGUACUAUUCUCUUCAAUUUCUCUGUAAAUAUAAAUUAAUGGAUCUUUGUAAAUCUCAUUUAAACAAUAAAUAUAUAUACCUCCUUGG